GAAAUUGUUAACUUAUUGUUGUUUCUCAAUAUUUGUCUUCUGAUUUGUUCGCAUAACAUUCAUGACAAAAUGUAUGCAAUAUUUAUCAAAUCAUUACGGCGUUUUGCGUUGCAUUAAAAAAAAAAUCAAUUUGUUAGUUUGCAAAAAAAAUAUACCUUUCAUUGUUGUGGGCUUUUAAUUGGAUGUUGUUAUAAGGUUUUUCCAAAAAUAAUUUGACUUGUAAUUUUUACUAAACGUUGUUGUAGUUAUAAAAUUUACUUGAUUUUAAUUGACGUUAAUGAAAAUAGUUAGACAAAAUGACAUCGCAGAAUACAAGUAUAUUUGAUGUACAAGACGAUAAAGAAAGUUCUAUUAUGUUUACUAAAGAAAGGGGAUGCUCAUUUAUUGAAAAUUGGGCGCAUAACGAAUACGGAAUUCGAUCAGAUUUUUAUGCCACAAUUGAUUCCUUACCUGAAAUCCCUUCGGAUGAUCGACUUUCAAGCAACUUUCUUAUUGGAAUAAGUAUGCAAAGUAUGAUUUUAGGUACCAGUCUUCUCAGUGUUCCUUACUGUGUUAAAUUAGCUGGAGUAUGGGGAAUCACAUUGAUUUUUUUAAUUGGUUUUCUUACAACUGUUACUGCCGAUAUGCUUGCGCAAUGCCAGUAUCAAGUAAGUCGAAGAAAAUUUAAUAAGCGUGUUUAUUCAACUUUUGUCGAUAUGUGCACGGCUUGCUUUAAAACAAAAGGGACAUAUUUGAUGGAAUUUUUAGUUUAUUUAAGCUUGGUUCGUAAUGUCGUUGUCAUCAUUUUACUAUCUGAUCUUACUGACGAAAUAAUUAAAACAUUUUCGAAUAUGCACUAUGAUAAAAAAGUGCUUCCGAUUUUAUGGACACUUGCUGUCCUUCCACUUUUAUUUAUGUCAAAAGUUUCAAAGUUAGCUUGGUUCACGUUUAUUGGAAUGAUACUUUAUCUAUCAUCUAUUGCUUUCAUGCUUGGAAUAUUCUUGACUACUACUCGCUCGUGGUCUCAUAUCUCUAUUUCUUCACAUUGGGAUUUUAAAGAUGUUGGAAUAGCUAUUGGAAUAAUAAUAAAUUCUUAUGCUGUUCAUAUGAAUCUACCGUCUCUUGAGGGAAGUAUGAAAACACCUACUUCUUACAACUGCGUUACCAAUGUUAGUUUUGGGUUAAACGUGGUCAUUAAAUUGAUUUUUGGCGUUUGUGGUUAUUUGGCUUACAGUAUCAAUACAUUUGAUGAAAUUACGCGAAACAUUGAUACUCAAAGAUUUUUUAUAUUAUCGUAUAUUAUAAAAGGAUCUCAAAUUGUUUUUGCUUAUUUUACAAUACCUCUUCAAAGUCACGUGGUUUUUGAGCUUAUGGAUUUAAAUUUUAGACAUCAUUUCCCAAUUUUUUUUGGCAGAGAUCAAUGGUGGACACUCCUUUCUCGUUUAACAAUAAUGACGGCUUUGCUUUUAAUAGCAUUGCUUAUGCCUCAUUUUGGCCUUGCAGUUAGCAUAAUCGGAAGUGUUCGUGGAAGUCUUAUUGCACUUGUUCUACCCCCUCUAUUUUAUAUUAAUUUAAAAACUCACCCUAUGUCUAAAAUCAAAUUAUGUUUUUGCUAUGUUACUGCAGGUUUUGGUUUAUUGCUUGGUACUGUUGGCCUUUACUCAUCUAUUUAUAAGUUAGUAGUUGGUACAAAAUAGAUAAAAAGCUUACAACUUGUGCUUGUGUUUUGUAUAAAGUUGGCGAAUCUCGAAACUUUUGGCAGAAAGAAAAAUCUUUGCAAAAUCUUAUAAAUACGCUAUGUGAAAAAAACUUUACAAAACUUUUGCUUGCUACUAAUAACUUUUUUAUACGUGUUGACCUUAGUUGUAUAUAAAAUUUAUAUUUAAUCAAGGAAAUAGCUUUUCUAUAUCAUUUUAUACAUAAUAUUAGGUAUAUACUAAUCAUCAAUAAAACAUAUAAAACAUAAAGUAAAUGAAUAAAAUU
Hydra vulgaris (swiftwater hydra) is the source of this 1962-nucleotide messenger RNA. RefSeq names its product vesicular inhibitory amino acid transporter. Gene Ontology annotation, biological process: amino acid transmembrane transport. Gene Ontology annotation, molecular function: L-amino acid transmembrane transporter activity. Gene Ontology annotation, cellular component: vacuolar membrane. NCBI's taxonomy places the organism in Eukaryota, Metazoa, Cnidaria, Hydrozoa, Anthoathecata, Hydridae. The record is from RefSeq and is a predicted model, not a curated record.